CUAAAACCGCCUUCUGUUUUCUAGAUGAUGCAAACUAUUCUCUUAAGUUCCUUCUAUCUCUUUUUUAUCUAUGCUCUACUUAAGUGGUGAGAUUUGGUGCAACCACAUGGUGUGUUAAUGUAUAUAGUUUGUGUGUAUAAUAAUUACGAACGGUUCUUAUAAUUUCCAAAAACCUUUAAUCCCUACCCCAAAACAGUUUCAAGGCUCCUCAAUUUGCGUCUUCCCCAGACAUUCCACUUAAACCAACUUGUCUUGUUGUGUAAGAACAACAGUUCAGUCAACACUGUGCCGGUCAAAGGACGAGAGACCACGUGAGCUAGCAGCUGAGUGUCACGUGUACUCUCACGGAUCCUCAUGCACAUACGCUCACGGAUCCUCAUACGAAUACUAACGAUAGCAGGUUAACCGAGUUUCAAGGCACGAGGAAAAAGAAUCCUAUAUGAAACCAUCAAGUUUCAACGACCGACCUCUGAAAAAAACAGCAAAGAUUCGACUAUCUACGUCACCUAAUUGCUAGAUUCUAUAUUUCUAUAUAAUUGUUACAAGUCCAAGAAACAGGAGGACCACAUCUAUAUUGCACUUUGGCUUAUACAAGACACACAGCAUGUGUUAUAUAUACAUAGGAGCAAACGAGAUCACAGUUUAAUCUCUGUCUCACUCUCUCUCUUCCGAGUUACAAAUUAGUGUGAAAUGGCGAUGAAGGUAUAUGGAGAUGGGAUGUCAGCGUGCGUGGCACGUGUGCUUCUCUGCCUUCACGAGAAGGAGACUGAGUUCGAUCUUGUCCCCGUCGAUCUCUUUGCUUGCCACCACAAACUCCCUUCUUUCCUCGCCAUGAACCCCUUUGGCCAAGUUCCAGUUCUACAAGACGACGACCUUACCCUUUUUGAGUCGAGGGCAAUCACGGCAUAUAUAGCUGAUAAACACAAAGAAAAGGGAACGGAUCUGACGAGACAUGCAGACGCUAAAGAAGCAGCCAUUGUGAAGCUGUGGUCGGAAGUGGAGUCCCACCACUUCAACCCUGCGAUCUCCGCCGUCAUCCACCAGCUCAUAGUUGUGCCGCUUCAAGGCGAGAGUCCUAAUGCAGCCAUCGUGGAAGAGAAUCUUGAGAAGCUAGGGAAAGUGCUCGAUGUGUACGAGGAGAGACUCGGGAAGACAAAAUACUUGGCUGGAGAUUCUUACACACUCGCGGAUCUCCACCACGUUCCUUACACUUACUACUUCAUGAAGACGAGUCAUGCUGGUUUGGUCAACGACCGUCCUAAUGUGAAGGCGUGGUGGGAGGACCUUUGUUCUCGUCCGGCUUUCCUUAAAGUCUCACCUGGCUUGACCGUUGCUCCGGUAACGAGCUGAUCGAAAGACUCUCUCUACAUCUUGUCUUUAUGUUUCUUUGAUAAGGUUGUUUCUGUUUCGUUUGUUGUUUUCCUUUCGCAUUUACUGUUGUCUUGAAGGUUUUAUCAUUGUAAUCAAAAGUUAUUUGUAAAUGUAAACGCAACACAGAAAAUAAAUUAUGUAUGUAUGCGUUUACAUUUUACAAAUAAAUUUGGUGAUUCAGAAACUAAUAAAUACCUUUAUUUCUAA
Messenger RNA from Raphanus sativus (radish), 1578 nucleotides. Its product is annotated as glutathione S-transferase F13. Lineage: Eukaryota; Viridiplantae; Streptophyta; Magnoliopsida; Brassicales; Brassicaceae. The transcript has 3 exons. The record is from RefSeq and is a predicted model, not a curated record. Bases 691 to 1350 code for a protein of 219 amino acids. Gene Ontology annotation, molecular function: glutathione binding; glutathione transferase activity. Gene Ontology annotation, cellular component: cytoplasm.